Molecule: messenger RNA, 462 nt
Organism: Clunio marinus
Lineage: Eukaryota; Metazoa; Arthropoda; Insecta; Diptera; Chironomidae
Source: the annotation of a GenBank genome assembly
AUGCCUGUCACGUCGCUUAAAUCCAUUCAGCAUUCAACACCACAAAAGGCACAAGUGCGAGAUUUGGACGUGGAAAGAACGCCGAAGAGAAUAAAAAAAAAGCUCUUCACUUAUAAACAAAUGGAAUUUUUGUUGAUUGGAAGUUUUGUUGUGGGUGUAAUCGAGUUAAGUCCCUUCGUCACUUCCAACUUUCUUCUAAUCACACGUGCGUUCGUCAGCAGAAAAUGGUCUCAUGCACCGAAAACAAAUGUGUUUAUUCAAUUUGUUAAAGAAAAAGAGAAACCAAAAUGUGUUGAGUCUUCUAAUGUUGAGAGAAGGGAAUUUAAAUGUGUUCCACUGAGAUUUGUAUCAGUCAAACAAUAUUUCAAUUCUCCUUCUUCUUUACCAAUGUUCGAAGCUCAUCGUGAAGACAAAUCAUCCAACGGUUAUCGUUCCAGGAACCUUAAGACAAUCGACACAUAA